CCAACCCCAUGUCCCAUUGAAAAGAAUGAAUCAAAUAUAAAAGCAAAGCAAAACAGCAUAGCAUGUUAAAGUUGUACAAGAUUCAUUCAACACACAUAUUCUGAGAAAGAAACAAAGAAAGAAAAGAAAAGAAUGGAAUAUGAAUGCAGCCCUCUUAACUGGGAAUUCUUCUACCAAGAAGAGCAGAAACAGGGGUUAGAGGAGUUAACGCAUUCUCUUCUAUUCACAAACUUAGAGUUAGAAGCAACAAUUGAAUCAGCGAAAGAAGAAAUCGCAGCCAGAGAAUGCGAAUUACACCAUCUAAAUGACCUUUUAGCCCUUGCCAUCAAAGGAAGAGAUGAAGCUGAGGAAAAAUGCAAGAAGUUGAUGCUACAAAAGCUUGAAGUUCAAACAACAACAUCACAGAACGAAGAGAAUGAGAUUCAAGGGUGUUGUUCUUCGGAAUCAGAAGAAAACAGCAGCAGCAGCAUCAUCAAUCAAAACCAGUCAAGAACGGAAGAAGUGAUGAUGAUGGAGUUGGCGGAGAAGAGGCCGUUGCCGGAGAAAGGAAAGCUUUUGAAGGCGGUGGUGGAAGCAGGGCCAUUGCUGCAGAGCAUUCUUCUUGCAGGUCCAUUGCCGCAAUGGCAGCAUCCUCCUCCACAACUCACUUCCAUUGAGAUCCCACCACUCACCGUUCUUUCGAAAAGGGAGAGAGAGAGGGACCUUUUCUCGCUUUCAAAAGAAGCUGCUGCUGCCGUUGACCUUCCUCUUUCAAAAUCUAGAAAGACAACACCAUUACCUACCACUACUGCUUCCCAUCAUUUCCUACCACCACCACCACAUCCGUCAUUUUCUUAAGGUCGGUUUGAUAAUUAUCUCGUGACAAAAAUACUCUAAUACUAAUACAGAAAAAAAGUAAAUGUCCUUUUAGAUUCUUGAUCAUUUGUAUAAAAAACAAAACGAACUUCUACAAUUUGAAAUUUUUUACUGUCUCUAACUCAUCUAAGUAAUUGCUGUAAACAUUUGUUGUUAUUGGUGUAAAAAACCCUGACACCACAAUAGAUCACCAUUUACAACAACUACUUAGAUGAAUUAUUUAAAUAUUUGGAAAUCAAUUAGGUUCAAAUUGUGGAAAGACAUUUUCUUUUUUGGACAAAUGAUCAAAAAUUAAAAAAAGACAUUUGUUCUAAAAAACAAGACGAAUAUAAAAUUCGAUAAAAUAUCUGUCUUGUUUUUAUUUUUAUUUCUGUAUUUUUUUUGUUUCGAAAUAUUUAUCAAAUUCCAGCUAAGAGUUGUGUUAGAUAUAUUUGCUUCUUUACUACUAAAUUGAAAAUGAGACGCUAAUUAAUUAGGUCUUAUAUUUCAUUCAGCAGUAAAAGGGUAGUAAAUUAACAUAGUAUACUAGAAAUAGAGAGUGAAAAUGAUAUUUCCCUUUUGCCAAAUAUUUCAUUCUGCAAAGCAAAUCAGGAUGGAACAGGUGGCCAUUGUGAAUCACCCCUACUUUUGUCCCUUUUCUCUUUUUAUCAUCAACAAACCCUGACCUACUACUACUUUUGUAAGCUGGGGAAAGAGGUUCAAUUGUUUAGCAACUUUAUUAGCAUUUAGUGUUUCACUAAUUAAUCUUCUUGUUUUUAUGUAUGUAAAGGUCAAAUUGGGGUUGGAUUAUUCUCACAGGAAUUCUUGGGAAUGAAUUAACUAACCUCAUCUAAAUUAUGACACAAUUUUGUACUUUGGUAAUUAGUAUAGGGGUGAUUAAUGAUUUGACCUAGCUUCAAAAAAUGGUUUGUGUAUGUUUUAUUGAAUGAAAGUUAUUGUUUGCUAA
Arachis ipaensis is the source of this 1801-nucleotide messenger RNA. RefSeq lists its product as uncharacterized. Lineage: Eukaryota; Viridiplantae; Streptophyta; Magnoliopsida; Fabales; Fabaceae. The record is from RefSeq and is a predicted model, not a curated record.